UUUGAAAAUCAACCAUUUCCCGGCUUCUUUUUCUGCGCUCUGCAUUCUUCCGCCAUCUCCCUCUCUCUCUCUCUCUCACUGCGAGUCUCCAGUUCCGAGCCGCAACUCGCUAAAGAGCAUAUGACCGUCAUGUUCACGGAAUCCGAAAACUCCUCCUAUGCUCACGAUCCUCUCUUUCCUUGGCUACUGUCCAUCAAGAAGGCACUUGAUAAUAAAGCCUUUGGUGGUGAUCUAAAUAAGCUUCUGUUAGACUGUAUUAGGACUUUCAAGCACAAUGCCCAGUACCGAAACGACCCCAGAUUUCUCAAGAUUUGGCUCCUCUACUUGGAAGGUAGCGAUGACUCUGAAAUUGUUUUCAAAGAAAUGGAAGAGAACAAGAUAUGCAGCGACCAUUCUUUGCUUUAUGAACUGUAUGCGGGUCUUCUUGAAGCGAAAGAGAAUUGGCAGCAAGCACAUAUGAUUUAUCGGACUGGCAUUUUAAGGAAAGCCAAACCUCUUGAAAGGUUGAAGGGUGCACAUGCUUUAUUUCUCGAUAGAAUGUCUCACAGGGUAAAUGGUUGUUCAGUUCAAAAGAUCGAUGGUGAUGAAUCAAUUGGGUUGGUAAAAAAUUGUGUUUAUCCAUGGUCCAACUCCACCAUGGAAGAGCUAUUGAAGAAGAUCAACCCUAAAAUCAUAAAAUAUGAUGGAUACCAUCCAUUUCACAAAGCUUACGCUGGGAAAGUGGACUUGUCUUCUCUGGGAAAUGCAUCCAGAAAUAAGAUUGUUAAGAUAGGUGGAAAGCAGUACCAUAUCAAGGGUUGUGCUGGUCAGGGUGGUUUUGCCAAAGUAUUUAAAGCAUUUGUCAACAGUAAUCCUGAUGAUAUUGUUGCACUUAAGAUACAAAAGCCUGCUUUUCCUUGGGAAUUUUACAUGUAUCGGCAACUUGAUCAGCGGAUCUCAACCAAGCAAAGGUCAAGCUUUGGUUUUGCUCAUGGAAUGGAUGUCUAUUCCGACUAUAGCAUACUUGUGUGCGACUACCUAUGCCAUGGGACACUUCAUGAUGUUAUAAAUUCUUAUUUCGUUAUUGGUAAGUCCAUGGAAGAGGUUUUAUGUAUUUAUUACACCAGAGAGAUGCUCUACAUGCUAGAAACUUUACAUGGUGUUGGGAUUAUUCAUGGUGAUUUCAAGCCCGAUAAUCUUCUUGUUCGCUAUUCCAGGGAUGACCUUACUGAAGAUGGGUUUGAGGACCAAACUGGCUCUUGGGCUGAUCAGGGCCUCUGCCUUGUCGACUGGGGGAAAGGAAUAGACCUGCAUCUCUUCCCUGACGACGUAGAAUUUGAGGGUGAUUGCCGGACUUCUGGCUUUCGCUGCAUUGAAAUGCAAGAAAAGAAGCCAUGGAGAUUUCAGGUGGACUCAUAUGGCCUUUGUGGCGUUGUUCAUCUGAUGCUGCAUAAUUCUUAUAUGGAGAUUGAGAAGAAGGCAACAUCUGAUGGAGGCUACAUUUAUCGGCCUAAAAAACCUUUUAAACGUUAUUGGAACGUUAAUCUAUGGGAGGAACUCUUUUCACAGCUGCUUAACAAUAGCCAUCACAAUGACAAGAAGUUAUUACAGAACUUGAGGGAACGGUUCCAGGAUUACUUGUGCUCUAAUCGUCAAAUGUUAAAAAAACUAAAAGAUUUACUGGCAAAACAAAGGCUUUCCCUGUGUUCUGCUUAGCAUGUUUUCAACCAUUCCUGCAAACUAUCUUGUAGUUGUCAAAUGUAUUUGCAGUUCACACAUUUAGGUGAAAACUCUCACUUUGAAAUACACAUACAUCUUUGGAUCUUGUUUUCUACUUCAUGGUUGAUUGUUCUAACAUUUUAUUUCCUGCGGAAGCCAGUCCAGUGUAGAAAAAGAGCAUGUUAUUGGAGAACUUGCAAGUUGCAAGCAUGAAACAAGCUAUCUUCAAAGUGUUUGUCCCUUUAUCAGGUGCAGAUAUAUGCUGGAAGUACACAUGUUAACUAUGUUGUAAGCUUGUAUCCAAAUUAUCCGCCAAAAUUUCUUGAUCAGGUGUAAAAUUUGCUUUUCUUCCCCGGCAAAACAUUUAUUGUAUGUGAAGCUGCAGAAAGUUUGUUUUCUAUUUUGUUUUCAUGUUUGCAAUGUAAUGUUAUACCCUUCCUCA
Molecule: messenger RNA, 2140 nt
Organism: Hevea brasiliensis (rubber tree)
Lineage: Eukaryota; Viridiplantae; Streptophyta; Magnoliopsida; Malpighiales; Euphorbiaceae
Product: mitotic checkpoint serine/threonine-protein kinase BUB1
Exons: 14
Coding region: 121-1695 (524 amino acids)
Biological process (GO): mitotic spindle assembly checkpoint signaling; meiotic sister chromatid cohesion, centromeric; protein phosphorylation
Molecular function (GO): ATP binding; protein kinase activity
Source: RefSeq, a predicted model, not a curated record